AUGUCAACCAUUACUAAUAACAAUUCGUGGGCGGGCGCCAUCCCGGCUGCCCAGGGUCUGUACAACCCCGAGCUCGAAAAAGAUGCCUGUGGCGUUGGCUUCAUGGUCCACGUCAAAGGUGUCAGAUCGCACAAGAUCCUCAGUGAUGCUAGCAGCAUUCUCUGCAACAUGACCCAUAGAGGUGCCAGUGGUGCCGACAUCCGUGACGGUGACGGUGCUGGUGUCAUGACCGGAAUACCCCAUCAAUUCUUCGUCAACGAAACCCAGAGAGAACUCGGAAUCUCUUUACCCCAAGAAGGCCAAUACGCCGUCGGAAACCUGUUCAUGAAAGGCGACGAGGACUCUGUCCAGGAGUCCAAGAUGGUCUUUGAGACGCUGGCUUCGUCACUCAACCUCAACGUCCUCGGCUGGCGUUCAGUCCCCCGCGACUCAACCAUCAUCGGCCCUGCCGCCAAGUCCAAGGAGCCCGCGAUCGUACAGCCCUUUGUCGUACUCGCAGACCAGUCAGACUUUGACGAACAGCGCUUCGAACGCCAGCUCUAUGUCCUUCGCAAGCAUGCAACCCACACCCUCACAAUGAAAAAGUGGUUCUAUGUCUGCUCUCUCUCAAACAAAAACAUCGUCUACAAGGGUCAGCUCACCCCAAAGCAGGUCUACCAAUACUUCCACGAUCUUAACAACGUCCAGUACACAACCCACUUUGCUCUUGUCCAUUCUCGUUUCUCCACAAACACCUUUCCCUCAUGGGAUCGUGCUCAACCCAUGCGUUGGUGUGCUCACAAUGGUGAAAUCAACACUCUUCGUGGUAAUAAGAACUGGAUGCGUUCCCGUGAAGGUGUCAUGGCCUCUGACAAGUUCGGUUCCGAACUCGAGCUACUUUACCCUAUCAUUGAAGAAGGCGGCUCUGACUCGGCUGCUUUCGAUAACGUCCUCGAACUGCUGGUCAUCAACGGUGUCGUUUCUCUGCCCGAAGCUGUCAUGAUGAUGAUUCCCGAAGCAUGGCAGAACAACGACGCAAUGAGCCCGGACAUGAAGGGCUUCUAUAGAUGGGCUGCCUCGCUCAUGGAACCCUGGGAUGGCCCUGCUCUCUUCACUUUCUCUGAUGGCCGCUACUGUGGUGCCUCCUUGGAUCGCAACGGUCUCCGUCCCUGUCGCUACUACUUGACCACCGAUGACAUCAUGAUCUGUGCCUCAGAAGUCGGAACCGUCUACGUUGAUCCUGAAACCAUCGUCCAAAAGGGCCGUCUGCAGCCUGGCCGCAUGUUGCUCGUCGAUACCGUCGAGGGUGUGAUUGUCGAUGACAAGGAACUCAAGCAAAAGACUGCCGCCAAGUUUAGCUUCAACGAGUGGGUCAAGUCCCAGCAGAUCACCCUGACCAGCAUCGUCGACAAGGCACGCGAGGAAUCCGCGUUCGAGGUCCAGUUGGACGACUACUCUGUCCAGACUGACCCCCGUCUCAAGGCUUUCGGAUACACUCUCGAACAGCUCAACCUUCUCAUGAUCCCCAUGGCCAGCACUGGAAAGGAAGCCCUGGGCUCCAUGGGUAACGACACCGCUCUUGCCUGUCUGUCUGAGCAGCCCCGUCAGAUCUACGAGUACUUCCGCGAGCUCUUUGCCCAGGUCACCAACCCUCCCAUCGAUCCUAUCCGUGAGGAGAUCGUCAUGUCUCUCGAGUGCUACGUUGGUCCUGAAGGCAAUAUUCUUGAGAUCGACGAGGCCCAGUGCAACCGUCUGGCUCUCCCUUCACCUGUGCUCUCAAUGGAAGAACUUUCUGCCAUCAAGUCCAUGGAGAACUUCUAUCCCUCCUGGAAGGUUGCUACCAUUGACAUCACUUUUGCCAAGGAGACCGGUAUCCAGGGUUACGUUGAUGCCAUUGAGCGUGUCUGUACCGAGGUUACCCAGGCCAUCGAAGAUAACUACAAGGUCGUCAUUCUCUCUGACCGUGCCGUCUCUAGCGACCGUGUUGCCAUCUCUUCUCUCAUUGCCGCCGGUGGUGUCCACCACCAUCUCGUCCGCCACAAGCAGCGUUCCAAGAUCGCCCUCAUGGUCGAGACUGCCGAAGCCAGAGAAGUCCACCACUUCUGUGUUCUGUUGGGUUACGGUGUUGAUGCCAUCUGUCCUUACCUUUCCAUGGAGGCCAUGAUGAAGCUCUGCCGCGAGGGUGCUGUUCACGAGGGACUGACUGCCCAGAAGCUGAUCUACAACUUCAAGAAGGGUAUUGACAAUGGUAUCAUGAAAGUCAUGUCCAAGAUGGGCAUUUCUACUCUUGCUUCUUACAAGGGUGCUCAGAUCUUCGAGGCCCUCGGUGUAGAUGACACUGUGAUCUCCCGCUGCUUCACCGGUACAGCCUCGCGUAUCAAGGGUGUCACAUUUGAUAUCUUUGCCCUCGAUGCCCUGACUUUGCAUGAGAGCGGUUACCCUUCACGCAACAUUGUCCAGCCCGUCGCUCUUCCCGAAUCUGGCGAGUACCACUGGCGUGACGGUGGAGAGGCACACAUUGCCGAUCCCUCUGGUAUUGCAAACCUCCAGGAUGCCGUCCGUGAGAAGAACCAGUCGUCAUAUGAUGCUUAUACCCGCAACGCCUAUGAAGCCAUCAAGAAGUGUACUCUGCGUGGCAUGCUCGAGUUUGACUACGAGAAGGCCAAGCCUAUUCCCAUUGAGCAAGUCGAGUCCUGGGAUUCGAUUGUCAAGCGCUUUGUCACUGGUGCCAUGUCCUACGGCUCUAUUUCUAUGGAGGCUCACUCUUCGCUCGCUAUUGCCAUGAACAAGCUCGGCGGAAAGUCCAACACUGGUGAGGGUGGUGAGAAGCCCGCUCGUUCGAUCCCCCUCGAGAACGGCGACAGCAUGCGCUCGGCCAUCAAGCAGGUUGCAUCUGGUCGUUUCGGUGUCACUUCAUUCUACCUUUCUGAUGCCGAGGAGUUGCAGAUCAAGAUGGCCCAGGGUGCCAAGCCCGGUGAGGGUGGUGAGUUGGCUGGUGGCAAGGUUUCUGAGGAGAUCGCUUCUACCCGCAAGACCACUCCUGGUAUCGGUCUCAUUUCCCCCCCUCCCCAUCACGACAUUUACUCUAUCGAGGAUCUCAAGCAGCUCAUUUACGAUCUCAAGUGUGCUAACCCCCGCUCGCGUGUGUCUGUAAAGCUUGUGUCCGAGGUUGGUGUGGGUAUUGUUGCUUCGGGUGUUGCAAAGGCCAAGGCCGAUCAUAUCCUUAUCUCCGGUCACGAUGGUGGAACUGGUGCUUCUCGCUGGACUGGUAUCAAAUAUGCUGGUCUUCCUUGGGAACUCGGCCUUGCUGAGACUCACCAGACCUUGGUUCUCAACGAUCUCCGUGGUCGUGUUAUUGUCCAGACCGAUGGUCAGAUCAAGACUGGUCGUGAUAUUGCUGUUGCUUGUUUACUUGGUGCUGAAGAGUGGGGUUUCGCUACUACUCCUCUUAUUGCUCUUGGUUGUACCAUGAUGCGCAAGUGCCAUUUGAACACUUGCCCUGUUGGUAUUGCUACCCAGGAUCCCGAGCUCCGCAAAAAGUUCGAGGGUUCUCCUGAGCACGUUGUUAACUUCUUCUUCUACUUGGCUGAAGAGCUCCGUAGCUACAUGGCCAAGCUUGGUUUCCGUUCCAUCAAUGAGAUGGUUGGUCGCGCCGAGUUCCUCAAGGUCAAUGACUCUCUCCGUACCUACAAGACUGCCAACCUUGAUCUUUCUCCAAUCCUGACCCCUGCAAGCUCUCUCCGCCCUGGCGUUGCCAGCCACUGUGUCAGCAAGCAGAAGCACAACCUCCACGUCCGUCUCGAUAACUACUUUAUUGAAGAGUCCGAGCCCGCACUCUCGAACAAGGAAAAUGUUGUGAUUGAUGCCCAGGUCGUGAACACCGAUCGUGCUCUCGGUACUACUCUCUCUUACCAUGUUUCCAAGCGCCAUGGCGAGAACGGCCUCCCUGCCGAUACUAUCCAGAUCAAGUUGACCGGUUCUGCAGGUCAGUCUCUCGGUGCCUUCUUGGCCCCUGGUGUGUCCAUCGAACUCGAGGGUGAUGCCAACGAUUAUGUCGGCAAGGGUCUGUCUGGUGGUAAGCUUGCCAUCUUCCCUCCCAAGUGCUCUACCUUCAAGUCCGAGGAGAACAUCAUUGUCGGAAACGUCUGCUUGUACGGUGCUACUAGUGGUAAGGCCUUCUUCCGUGGUAUUGCUGCCGAGCGUUUCUGUGUCCGUAACUCUGGUGCUAUUGCUGUGUGUGAGGGUGUUGGAGAUCACGGUUGCGAGUACAUGACCGGUGGUCGUGCUGUCAUCCUUGGCAAGACUGGUCGCAACUUUGCUGCCGGUAUGUCUGGUGGUAUUGCCUAUGUUCUCGAUACCGACGAGACAUUCAAGCCCAAGGUCAACAUGGAGAUGGUCAACCUUGAGACUGUCAAUGAUGAUGAGCGUGUUGCCGAAUUGCGUGACCUGAUCGAGGAUCACUUCCACUAUACCGGCUCUCCCUUGGCUGGCCGCAUCCUGCAGAAUUUCACCGAGUACUUGCCCAAGUUUGUUAUGGUUAUGCCAGUUGAGUAUGGUGAGCUCUUGAUGAAGGCCCGCGCUGCUGCUGCCCAGGCCAAUGUUCCAGUUGAAGAAGAGAAGGUGUGUGAGCAUGAGCAUAAGAAGGUCGAGCCAGUGUUGGAUGAUCUUGAGGACAGUGUCCUUGACGAGGAAGCCAUCCUUGCCCGUCGUGCCAAGCUUGACAAGAUCAAGGGUUUCAUGAAGUACAAGCGCAGAACCGACUCUUACCGCAAUGCCUCCAAGCGUACUUCGGACUGGGACGAGAUCAACAACCGUCUGACCCGCCCUCAGCUCCACGAGCAGGCCGCCCGCUGCAUGGACUGUGGUGUUCCAUUCUGUCAGUCUGAUACCGGUUGCCCCAUUGGUAACAUCAUUCCCAAGUGGAACGAGCUCGUUUACAAGGACAACUGGAAGGAUGCCCUUGACCGUCUUCUGAUGACCAACAACUUCCCCGAGUUCACCGGUCGUGUGUGCCCUGCUCCUUGCGAAGGUGCCUGUGUCUUGGGUAUCAACGAACCCCCUGUUGCCAUCAAGAGCAUUGAGUGCGCCAUCAUUGACCGCGGUUUCGAUGAGGGAUGGAUGGUCCCUACUCCCCCUCUCCAGCGCACUGGUAAGACUGUUGCCAUCAUUGGUUCCGGCCCUGCUGGUCUUGCUGCCGCCGAUCAGCUCAACAAGGCUGGCCACAGCGUCACUGUCUACGACCGUAACGACCGUAUGGGUGGUCUGUUGAUGUAUGGUAUUCCCAACAUGAAGCUCGACAAGAAGAUCGUCCAGCGCCGUGUGGAUCUUUUGGCUGCCGAGGGUAUUACCUUUGUCCCCAAUGCAAACAUCGGUGUCGAUGUUGAUGCCAAUGCCAUCCGUGCCGAGAACGAUGCUCUCAUUGUAGCCACCGGUGCCACCUGGCCUCGCGACCUCAAGAUCCCCGGCCGUGAGCUCGAUGGUGUCCACUUUGCAAUGGAGUUCCUCCAGGCCAACACCAAGAGUCUUUUGGAUUCUCAGCUCAAGGAUGGCCAGUACUUGUCUGCCAAGGACAAGCACGUCGUUGUGAUUGGUGGUGGUGACACUGGUAACGAUUGUAUCGGUACUUCGGUCCGUCAUGGCUGCAAGUCCGUUGUCAACUUUGAGCUUCUUCCCCAGCCUCCCAACACCCGUGGUAGCGACAACCCAUGGCCCCAGUACCCCCGUGUCUUCAAGGUCGACUAUGGUCACUCUGAGGUCAAGGCCCACUUUGGUAACGAUCCCCGUGAGUACUGUGUUCUUUCCAAGGAGUUCGUGUCCGAUGGCGAGGGAGCUAUCAAGGGUAUCAACACCGUUCGUGUUGAGUGGACCAAGGACUCUGCUGGUCGCUGGGCAAUGAAGGAAAUCGAGGGCUCUGAGCAGUUCUUCGAGGCAGAUCUUGUCUUGUUGUCCAUGGGUUUCUUGGGUCCUGAGGAAGCCGUCUGCAAGCAGCUUUCCCUGAAGCAGGAUGGACGUUCGAACAUCGAGACCCCCAAGGGCAAGUUCAGUGUCCCCAAUGUUGAUGGUGUCUUUGCUGCUGGUGAUUGUCGCCGCGGUCAGUCUUUGAUUGUGCACGGUAUUAAUGAAGGUCGUCUUUGCGCUCGUGAGGUUGAUCAGCACUUGAUGGGAAGCACCUAUCUCCCCGUUGCAGGUGGUAUUAACCAGCGCGCACUCAAGAACACUGUUGCUGCUACCAUUACCGUCGAGGCAUAAAAAGAAAAAGAAUAUAUAUACAUACACACAUACACACACACACAUACAUAAAAUAAAUUACUACUACUACUAUUACUAUUACUACUAUUACUACUAUUAUCAUUAUUAGUUUCUUUACUGCUUUUUUUUUUGUUAUUAUUUUAUUGUUCAGUUUAUCUUGUAUAUAACACUUCCUCAACCUCAUUUUAUUAUUAAAAGAAAAAUGCAAUGUCGAGCGUGUCAUUUUAUU
Messenger RNA from Phycomyces blakesleeanus NRRL 1555(-), 6457 nucleotides. RefSeq lists its product as hypothetical. The record is from RefSeq and is a predicted model, not a curated record. The transcript has 3 exons. Bases 1 to 6228 code for a protein of 2075 amino acids. Lineage: Eukaryota; Fungi; Mucoromycota; Mucoromycetes; Mucorales; Phycomycetaceae. Gene Ontology annotation, molecular function: FMN binding; glutamate synthase (NADH) activity; flavin adenine dinucleotide binding.